Molecule: messenger RNA, 1280 nt
Organism: Raphanus sativus (radish)
Lineage: Eukaryota; Viridiplantae; Streptophyta; Magnoliopsida; Brassicales; Brassicaceae
Product: NAC domain-containing protein 6
Exons: 3
Coding region: 214-1041 (275 amino acids)
Biological process (GO): regulation of DNA-templated transcription
Molecular function (GO): DNA binding
Source: RefSeq, a predicted model, not a curated record
AUCAUACCUCCACAACUUCCUAUUGACUUGGUCUGCUUCCACAUCAACCAAAGAAAAAAAUAUCCCUCUCUUAACGAUUUAUGUCCGAGUGUAGUAUAUAAAUGUGCAUAGAAUCAACUAUAAGUGAUAUCAUCACCAACAACAACCUUUUUCACUUAGAGAGCUUUUAAGACAACCUAAACUUUGUAAGUGUUUUUAGGGACAGUGAGAGGCAUGUCAAAAGAGAUUGAGCUGCCAGGUUUCAGAUUCCACCCGACCGAGGAGGAGCUUCUUAAUUACUACCUCAAGAACAUGGUUUAUGGGAAUAUAACCAAAGUUGAAGUCAUUGGUUUUCUAAACAUCUAUCGUCAUGAUCCAUGGGACUUACCUCACUUAUCGACAAUUGGGGAGAGGGAAUGGUAUUUCUUUGUGCCAAGGGAAAGGAAGCAUGGCAACGGAGGUAGACCAAGCAGGACAACUGAGAAAGGGUAUUGGAAAGCAACAGGAUCCGAUCGUAAGAUCAUAAGCUUGUCUGAACCAAAACGUAUGAUUGGACUCAAGAAGACCCUUGUGUUCUACAGAGGAAGAGCACCAGGAGGAUGCAAGACUGAUUGGGUCAUGAACGAGUUCCGGAUGCCUGACAAUUGCACCUUACCAAAGGACGUUGUUCUUUGCAAGGUUUAUAGAAAAGCCACUUCACUUAAAGUGUUGGAGCAAAGAGCAGAGAUGGGAGCUAAGAUGAAUCACGCAUGCCCAAGCUCUCCUCUCUCGUCUUCCGACACUAUUUCUUUCGUAGGUAAAGAAGAAGACAUGAUGAUGACUUCUUUCCCUUUUCCUCAAGAAACAAACAACAACUUCAUGCUUCAAGGGCAUACCGAAGAGAAACAGAGGGAAACAGAGAUGAAAGGACCUUCUUCAUCACUGAAGCUUCCGUGUGGAGUGUCACCACUACCAGAGCUGCAAGUACCUCAACAAGGAUUCGAGUGGGGACAAGACCAGUUGUUGAGUAUAAGCCCAUGGCUCCAGAAUCUUACACCUAUAGUUAACCUAUUAAAUUUUUAGGCUAAUGUAAAAGAGAAUAUCUCACAACAAGUUUAACUAUUCUUCACCUGGAAAAACAGAACUUGUAAGACACUAAGAUGUUUGGCUUUAGCUUGAGCAUUUACCUAUUGUAUUUUUAUUUACUGAGAUUUUAAUGUACUUUGUGUAAGUUUGUAAUGUAAGAAAAUCUAAUGUAUACAAGUCAGAAUCUUGACUGUACCAUUCAAUUCAAUAAAACAAAAGUGCUAUACUUUGAAUCA